UUACAUAAACAAAUUUAUUGUUGUUACCUUUGUUUGUAGACAUUUUAAUAGAUUAUGCAAAAUAUAUUUAUCAUUUCUGACUAUGUAUCAAUCAGCUGAUCAGUGUUUAUUUUGUUUGUUGGUAAACUAAUGAAUAUUUGUUUUUAUCAUGGAGGCUGUAAGAAUUAAAGUGAAAACAAAGAAAAAGAAAACCAAAGAGACUUCUGAAACUAGUCAAGGUGAAUCCACUUCAAGUAGUAGUGUACUUGAAACUGAAUCCUCAACUUUGGAAAUAUCAAGUAACAAAAACAUUGAGGCCAGCAACUAUGAUGAUGACAUUAUUAUUGUUAAUGAAUCUACAUGUCCUAUGGUUGAGAAUGUAUACAGUAGUGCUGAGGAGGUGUUUGAUAAAGAACAGUCUGAAGUACAAAUCAGUGAAGGUGACUUAAAUGCAAGUUGUGACAAUGCAGUUGCUACAGAGGUUACUGAAACAGCAUCAAUUUCUGCUCCAAAUUUCGAACAUUUACUAGAACAAAACCGCGAAAUUAUGAGUCAAAUUCAGUUAGACGAUUUGAAAGAAGCUCCCGAAUUAACUGCUAAACCUAAAACUGCCAAACCAACGAUCAAACCAUACACCGAACAACAAUUGGCCGCCCUUUAUACUAAUUCCGAAUUAGAAACUGCCGAAACAUUCGUUUCGCAAUUUGUCGAAGCCGAACUUAAGGGCAUCGCGAUUAAACAGCACACGUUAUACGAUCUGUUGAUGAAUUAUUUACAUGUAAGGGAAAAAAUUACCGGCAACAAUUUAGAACUGGAGCAAUUCAGAAAGGAGUAUAGGGACCUUCAGAGCGAACUGUGGAGCGUUUAUAGGGCGGAGGUGAGCGGUAGAGCUGCAUGCCAGGAUGGUACCGUCGUCAUUGCCACCCACAGCUACAAUAAAAGCAUCUUCCACAGGGCCGUGUUUCAAACUGUUGUCAGAUUGUUGGGGAAUAUCCAGAAAUUGACGUAUGAAAAUCACGUUUUGUACUCCUAUUCAGCUGAGGAUUACAAAAUGCAGAUUGAAUUGUACGUCCAGGGAAUAAUAACAAAAUGCAUUAGUCUGACACAAUUAGAUAAAAACGCCAGAGUUUUUCUAUCCAUGCAGCCAGAACCUCCCCAUCUUAGAGAAUGUUUUAGUGACCUACGUUUAUGUAUUUCCGUACUUUUUGCUUUUCAAAGGAAGCUAAUCCGCGACAAAGGAUUUGUUAAAGAAACCAGAGUGUGGCUAGGACGAUUGAUAGCAGUAUUGUUACGGGUCGCCAAUUACCAAGACCACUUGUUUAUUAUUAAUCACAUUUUGCGAUGUCCAUCCGGAGUGGGCAAUUGGGCUGCCGGUUUUGUACAGGUUCCAUUGGACGUAGCAUCUGUGGAUAAUUCCCCGUUUGCAAAUUACCAAAUAAAUCAUCUAAUGACUAUACUUUCCAUAAUAUUAAUGCCGGUAAAAGAAAGGGAGAAGUUUUUGGAAGACAUUGCACAGGUAUCUGAAAACGCCUCGGAUGCGUUAUGGGUUAUGGUGGAUUCGGACGGUGAAGAAGAUGAGGAAUCUUCCGGGACAUCACUAAGAGAAAACGAUUUGGUAUCUCUUGUCAAUCAGUUGCCGCUUGAUGGUUUGUUCAGAACGUUACUGCUCGUCCAACAGAAAAAUUAUAAGGAUGUUUAUGAUUCGUCUCUACUCUCAGAACAUCAUAUUCUACGAUUCUUAUCGUUCUCCACAAAUUUGCUUCGCAUCUUCCACAAGGGAUUGCAAACUUACCACCAGACUAGAUACAACCAGUUCUCUAAACGAUUGAGCCGGUUUAUUCGACACGUAACUCAGUAUGCUACCGACCAAUGGGAACUGUUUAAGACGGUGCAAGAUAACGCUGAUCAAGCCAUGAUUGAAAAGCUGCAAGUGGAGUAUGAUGCGUUCUUCUUAAGAGCCAUUUAUUACCUGUAUUCUUCUCAAAAGUUAGGCGCUUGGCAAUUUCUUGCGGUUGUCCCAUAUCAUAUUGUAACAAUAAAAACACUGUGGAAAAUAUACUAUUUUCUUCACAGCGCUGACUCUUAUGCACAGGACAUUUUAAACCCGUUGGACGAUAACGACUACAGCAAAUUGUUGUGGGAUCCCGAGCUUAGGUCGCAGUUUGAAGAAAAAGUUAACACUCUUGAAGACGCAGAGGUUUAUUAUCUACUCAAUACUUUCGCCAAUAUGGCUCUUUGUAGGUCUGAGGAAGACAUGGAGUUUAUACACGCCUCUGCCAUGGAUUUAUUACAGAUCGGUUUCAUAAAAGAAUCUACACAAGAUAGCUGUUCCAAAUCUUCUAGAAUCUUACUGACCCAUAUUACUUCCAAACAUCCCCACUUAUUAACUAACAUAUUAAAAAAAGUAAAAGAAAAUAUGGAUACAAUCCAAGAUUUGGCCUUACAACUGUAUGAGGAACUGCCUCUAUCAAUUUGGAACGUCCAAGAAGUCGAUUUUAAGUUGCUAGCAAAUUUACUUUUGAACUAUCCGAUUACAUCCAACGAAAGCAAGUUGGCCAGAAUGGUCUUGUCACGUCUGAACUGGGAUAAAAUAUCUUACGAAAUGCACCGGGACGUCGCAAUAUUGGUGGUGCAGGCGGCCGACCAAGAGCCAGGUUACUUGCAAUGGGCUUGGCAGACGGUUCUGAGGCUCAAAUUGCACAUUAGCGACAAGCAGUUCACCGAAUUUGGCAGAGUGCAAGAGGUUGAGCGGUACGACAUUCUGAUGAAAGGUAUUCGUGAACAUAAACCGUUGGCUAGUUUCGUGGCCAUUCUUAUGACAUCGUGGGGCCACGCCGUACCUCUAGUGUGUACACACGGUCUCUCUCAAAUAUUAUUUUUGCAAACUCAACAGAAACACGAAGCUGUUUUGUUUGCUCUUUACGUGAUCAUGCCUUUAUUUAUAGACAGUCAAGAAUGCAUAAUAAAUUGCGACAAGUUCCAGCAGAUACUUGUAAAUACUUUGAAUGCCGACAGGGGAUACAUAUCAAUGGCUAAAAGCUUUAUUGCCGAGCAAAAGACUGUGCUACAGCAGUUUGGUAAUAUGAUAGAAACACAAAUAGUAAAUUAUCCGUUUUAUGAUCAGGACAGUCCAAGGUUAUUCGUUAGGUUGUGGAUGAAUUCGUUAGUUUCAAUUCCAAAUUGGAACAAAGAUUUUGGUGUUAUGUAUUUGUUAGAUGUAAUUGUCAGAACUGCUUUCUUUCACAAGGACGCCCUUGAAGUGGCAAGUAAUAUCUUAAAGGACCUAAUUCAGUGUGCCACACCCCAGGAACAAACUGGAACAAUCAGUUCUUUAUUUAAAUGGGUGUCGAACGCAAAUAACAACGGUAGUUUAAUAAGCAGCUCCCUUUCAACUUAUACAUAUUUGGCUUAUAUUAUGAUUGAAAUCGAACAUGUUGAACGAGAAUUAAAAACAGGUCUUUGGAAGGAACUUUUAAUGCAAUUGCAUAGACAAAAAGGAAAAAUUAAUGUUGAUCAAGCCAUUAAGAAAGCGGCCAGUAAUCAAAAAACUACUGCGUUUUCUUCUGCCUCUUUAUGUAUUUAUAGAUGGGCUCAACAAGCCAUGGAUUCACCUUUAGAUCAUCCGUUGUUGGCCCUAUUGUGGCAGAAGUUUUUUACAUUAUAUUUGGAAAGAUUGCCUGGUUCUAGUGUCAUAGAUACAGGAUGUGUCGGUGAGAAGUUUUUUGAUGGUUUGGUAAAUUUUGCCUAUUUUAAAAGAAUUAAGAAACGACUUCAGGAAACUGUUGAAUUCUACCAAGGCCUUGUUGACAUGAAAGAUGAAGAUAAUGAUCAACUGGAGAAAAAGGAAUUCUUUAACUGCUUAUUAAAAGUGUUUAAAGCAUUUUUACUUUGGCUUGAAGAACCGAGGCUGCAUGAAUCCAAUAUCAUGUUAAGUAAUUUGCCACCAACAUAUGAACCAGUUCUAUUAGGACACAUUAUACAGGGAAUCAAUAUUCCCUGGUAUGAAUAUUUAGACUAUGAGAAGCUAAAGAUUGAACAACAACAAUCAAUACGUAUAUGGAGAGUUUGCAAUUUUAGAGAGAAAACUAAUGUUAAUCAACCUCUACCUAUGCCUGGAAAAACUAUUGAAAGUCCAGAUCCUGUACAAAGAAUAUUGAGAAGGCUUGCGUCAUAUGAUCCACCUCAACCACCACCUAGUAUAUGUAAUACUGCUCCCAUUAUUGCGCCUUUAAAUUUCUCAAGUAAAGAAGAUUUGUUUAAAUCCUUGGAGAUAUCUUUCAAAACAUUAAUCCAAUUCUCCCACAAUCACAUUAUGAAGAUAUCAGAACACAAAGCUUUGGAUUGUUCAUAUCAAGAACUGAUCCCUCAACUGUACAGAUCCGUUUUGAAUAAGGUGAAGAAAAAAGUGCCUUGUAAGGGUAGGAAUCAAACAGUUCAUUGUUCUGGAGCUGCUCUUAUAACUCUCGAAAUGGAGGAAGCGAGAGUUAAUGAGAGGAUACAACAUCAAAUCGAAACAAAUCGCAACGCUUACGAGUCCUUACUGGCUAAAAAUCUACAAGUUCCCGCUAUGCCUUUGUGUUCUUCGUCUAUUACCGUUCAACAAGCUAUAACUAUGUUACAACAACAGCUUCGUUACAAUCCUGCGACCGCAGAAUUGGGAGUUGAGCUGUUUUAUUACAUUUUAUCUUUGUUGUGCGAAGAAACAUUAAAUUAUCCACCUACUAAGACAUUAUUUACAACAUGUUUAGAGCGUCUAGGACAAUCUCACAUAUGUAAUUUUGAACAUGAAAUGCCCAGACUUUUGGAUAAAAUAUUAAAAGAACCAAAUUUUGGAGGUUACUUGGCUCCACAUUUUUCACCAAGUAAAGUGGGAACAAAUACUUUAUUGUCAAUGUAUUCAACAAUUUCAAAAGAAAUCGGACAAAAGUACGACGUGGCUUUUGCCCUUUUAUCUAAGUUUGACAUAGAAGGUUGGUUAACCACGCGAGAACCGAAACUGGCUCAACGUUCCCAGUUCAUUCAAUCAGUAACGAAAUCUCUCUCAGCCAUGGGUUUCGAUCCCCCGAUCCCAGCCCUCAUGUUACAUGGUCUCUAUCGGAAGCAUUUGCUGACCAUCUUCGAAUUUCAGUUCCCCGAACAUUACGGGGAAGUAAUUGUACAGGUUCUUAAGGCUUCGAAUGCUACGACUGAUUCGUCGCUGAUUUCUGUUAAUGUUUGGCUGGAUCUACUUAAUUCGCUGGCACGACCGGUGCAUUUGAACGUGAAGACGACUUUGAGAGAUCAGUUGAGACAGUAUGCGCAGUACCAGAAAAUGCUUCAUCACCAGGAGCUUUUGGAAACUGCCGAACUGUUGGCUAAGCAGUUUACAGCAGAACGAUUACAAUAUGGAUUGUAUGGAUUAUAUCCUAAGUGUAGGAAUUACAUGGAUGUUUUCGUGUUGUACAUGGGUAUGACAGGUCACGGUUUAGUUAUUAGCACAUUGAAUGUACAUCAAGGCAAACUGGACGACCAGCUAUGUGAAGUAAUAUGGCCAUACCUUCGAGAAAUGUUUGCACCAUGGCUGGUUCCGUACUCGAUGCAAAAUCAGAAGGAACACAUGGCAUCUUGGAUUCAACAACUAGCUGAUGAUAGAACGGUACUUUUGCCCUGGAUACCGGCAGAUGGAAAUUUCGCACAAAAAGUGGUUCACGUGUUUUAUGAAUGCAUCCAGUUCAUAAUUGUGACUCUGCCAGCUUGCAAUAACAUAUUAAGGUUUAUAUGGCAAUGGUAUGCUACCUGCUUUGCCCAUACUGCCGUAAAAGAUCACAUUCUACUCCCCAUUCAUCAGACUUUUAUGGGCCUUCAAUGGCAAAAAUUCUGGCCCACUAUGACGGAUUUAGAUUAUAUGUUAAAGAUUGUCGAUCAAUAUCUACCAGAAUGUCACUCAUUCCUCGGUCACAUAUUCAUGGCUAUACCGUGGCCGAAUUGGUUGAACAAUUUCACAAACUCUUCGCCUCAGAUUAAAGGUCGGGUGUACCAAUGUUUUAUGAAUUUGCUGGUAAAAUUGUGUAACGAACCUAAUGUCAGAAACAGGUACGCCGACAAAGCAAAGUCUCUUUUAGUCCAAGCAGAAAAUUUUGAUUGGAGUAAUUUGGAACCGCCAGUCUUUCAACAUGUUAUGGACUGGUAUGUUAUGAGCUGUGAUUCAUCUGUGAUAUUUAAAACUGACCCAUUAAAUUUAGAUCACCGCGUUUUACAUUUCCUGAAGACGGUAUCUGGUUGUACUAAAUCUGUUAUACCUUCUAACAAUGACAUAAUGCUGAAGAGACUGAUUUAUUUAAGGACAUUCAUUAAACUUCUCUCAGUCUAUUCAAGCAAAUUUAAAUCAAAUUUACCUUCAAGAGAAGUUGAAAUCAGCAACGUGAUUCUUCGACAGUUAAACGACAUUGAAGUAGUUGUUCAAAAUCAAGACGAAAUGACUAUUAUUAUUGGAGAAUUGUUAUUUAUUUUAAAUAUAACAAAUUUAAGUAACAUUAGCAACAAAGCUUUUACCCAAUGGAUAAAGAACAAAUCUGGAGAGUCGUAUAUUAUUACGUCAAUUUUAAAAACCAUUGGAGUAUCUGUGAGUGAAUUAGACGUACUUGCUGAUAUUUUGGAAACGACACUGAACAGCUACUUUCAAAAUUCCGUUUCAGAACCUACAUGGAAUUACAUUAGAGAUAAUUUAAAUAUAUUGGCCUCCAAACAAACACAAUUAGAAAACAUUCUAAUACAAAACGGAUGCAUACUUUCAUUAAAUGCUAUACUGCUACAACAUGCAAAAAAAUCUUCUGAUACUGAAACGCUAUUGAAUUGCAUUUUAAAUUGGAUGACAAAUAUAAAAAUCAGUGAAGAAACUGAGCCGAAAAUCCCACUUAUUUGGUGUGGAGUUAUCAAUUUGUCUUUGGAACACUGUGAAAAAGAUGAACCAUCUACAGCUGCAAUUCUAAACAAAUUUUCUCAAAUUUUACUUGAAAUGGCUGAUGCCAAAGGUAAUUCAAGUUGGAAGAGAGGACUUUUAAGUGCCAUUGGAAUUAACAAACAGGGCAUAUCUAUUAAUUUCAGAUUUUUAUGCAGAGCCUUAGCUGGAUAUAUUUUAGCCCAGUUACCCGAUAUGAAAGGUGAACCUAGGGUUGUUAGAUUUGUACCAAAUGCUCCGUAUAAGGUGGGGCAGCCAGGUGGAAAUACAGAAUGUGUCAAAUUGCUUUUAUCUUUAGACUUUGGGCAAUCACAAGGGCAAAUUAAAGAAUGUGCUGAAUUGGCUUUACGACAGAUACAAGACUCCAGCAAUUCCCUUCAUAAUGCCAAAAAAUUUCUGUUCCUGUUGGUGAAGCAAUUUUAUUUGAAAUCUUAUCUUAGAGAUAUAAAUUAGCUAUAUUGAUUAUCUAUUAUAUAUGUUUGUUAUUGUAUUUUUUUAUUGAAAUAUGAUUUGUGAAAUAAUAAACUUAUAUUACAUAUGAAAAC
This is a messenger RNA of Aethina tumida (small hive beetle), 7461 nucleotides long. It is a transcript of the gene Epg5, whose product is annotated as ectopic P granules protein 5 homolog. Bases 149 to 7369 code for a protein of 2406 amino acids. Gene Ontology annotation, biological process: autophagosome maturation. Gene Ontology annotation, cellular component: cytoplasm. The transcript is spliced from 26 exons. Lineage: Eukaryota; Metazoa; Arthropoda; Insecta; Coleoptera; Nitidulidae. The record is from RefSeq and is a predicted model, not a curated record.